GUGUCCAUAUCUUGCAGCUGCUGCAGCUCUUAAUACCAUUCUGGCAGGGCAAUGGCAGGGAACUCCGGGCGGUACACUGUGUGUUUUGGUGCUGUUGUUGGUGUAAGACAUACUGCUGUUGGCAGCAGAGCUGCUGCUGCCAUUGCAUAUGCAGUUGCUGCAGUAUCUGCUGCUGGAGCAAUAGGCGGGCCUCGUACUGCUGGUGUUGGUAUUGCGCUAGCUGCGCUUGCAGCAGUGUACGCAUCUGGUCAUCACACUCAUUUGGCUAGAGGCAGUGCGAAUGUUGUUGGCACUGGCCCAGGGAUUGAUGAAUCUGCAUAUGAGUUUGCUGUUGGGGCUGCUCCGGCUGCUGUUGGCAGCGUUCUUGGAACUGUUGUUGUUGGGCGUCCCGCCAGUGAUCUUGCAAUCGGUAUUGUUGGGCGUCCAGGCAUUGGUGUUGUUGACCUUGCGCUUGCAACUGCAUUUGCUGGGCCUCCAGCCUAUGCUGCUGUUGGCAUUGGUCUUGGAGCUGCUGUUGCUAAGCAUGAGCGAGUAGUUGUUGUUGCUGUUGGGUGUGGAUCUGUUGGUGACACAGAUCGUGCAUUUGCUGUCGUUGCUGGUCGUCACUGUUGUGACGCUCAGGGGACAGGUAUUGAUGCUGCUGUUGGUGUUGGUGGUCAUGCAAUUGCUGGCGGCCGUGCUGUUGAUCAAGCUGCAGCAGUUGAUGCCCCUGAAUUACGAGGCAUUGCUGCUGAUGGCAUUGCCCUUGUAAUUGCAGUUGCUGGGUCUCCGGCCAUUGCUGCUGAUGGCGCUGCUCUUGUAGUUGAUUUUGCUGGACCUGGUCGAAUUGAUGUUGCUGGUGCUCAGCGGACAGGUCUUGGUGAUCCUGUUGGCGCUGGUGGCGAAGCAGUUGUUGGGCGCCUUGCUGUUGAUCCAGCUCCAACAGCUGCUGGCAUUGUGUUGCGAGGCCAGUCGACAUCUGCAUCUGCCGGCCCCCCCCUGCUGUCGAGGGACGAGCUGUUGGAUCCCUUGCACGGUCAGACUUUGGUCAGCUGAGGGCGAGGGAUCUGAGGAUUCGACAUUCAGGGUCGAGGGGGGCUGUGUUGGGAGGACAGCGCCUCGCGGCGUGUCCUUACGC
Messenger RNA from Chara braunii, 1117 nucleotides. The record is from the annotation of a GenBank genome assembly. NCBI's taxonomy places the organism in Eukaryota, Viridiplantae, Streptophyta, Charophyceae, Charales, Characeae.